AUGCAGCACGCUAUGCCGCACGCUAUGCCGCACGAGCUGCAGCAGCAGCACUUUGGUGCGCCUUAUAUGAAUAACCGUAUCAAGUCAGAGACUGGUUCAGAGCGCGGCACAUCCCCGCACCCUUCAGAGACGUCCAGAUACCCUUCCCAGCAGCCCCAGCAGAUGUCUUCGUAUCCGCCUAUGCCCGCUCAGCACAUGAACCAGAUACGCUACCCUUCUCCUACACACAUGCAACAGUCAAUCCCUCUGCUCAAUAACCAAAACUACAUACCUCCUCCCGACCACACAUAUGCCCAGCAACCACCACCUGAUCAGUCUAUCCAACAACCAGGUGGGCGUCCUACCAAUGAAAGCGGUCCUCCAAAAGCGUUUGCAUGCUCCACGUGCACCAAGGGAUUCGCGAGACGCAGUGACCUCGCGCGUCAUGAGCGCAUCCACAGCGGCAUCCGACCCCAUGUGUGUGAUUACCCCAACUGCGGCAAGCAAUUCAUCCAGCGAUCCGCUUUGACGGUUCAUCAACGUGUCCACACCGGAGAAAAGCCACACAUGUGUGAGCGUUGUGGCAAGCAAUUCAGCGACUCGAGUUCAUUGGCGCGUCACCGUCGAAUCCAUUCUGGCAAGCGGCCGUACAAGUGCCCUUAUGCGGACUGCCAGAAGACCUUUACGCGUCGCACAACUUUGACCCGCCAUCAAAACCACCACACGGGUACAGUGGAGGAAGCGGCUGUUGCUACUGCUCGCGCUCUCGCUGGGCGCGCUUCCGCUCCUAGUCGUUCAGGCCGUUCCGAUGGAGAGGAAUACUCCGAGACUGCUUCGCCGAUGAAUACGCCAUCUCCAAACGACCGCCCAAUGUCUUUAUCUCCUGCUGCUGGAAUGCCCGCUGGUGUGGUGCCGGGUAUGCACCGUCAGACCUCGGACUAUGCUUACAUGGGCCAAAUGAAUGUACCCCCUCACCUACGUAGCGAGAUGCCUCAGCCUAGCCCGCGCGCCUCUCCCGCUCUGACCCCUCAGUCAUACACCUCGAGCGCAAGCAACUCGCGCCCGGCCAUCACUUCGCACCCUAGUGCCUACGGCCCACCCCCGACUCUGGAGCCCCCAGCCUCUGCCAACCAUAAUCAAUCCGGUCACAACAGUGCCCAUGGAAGCCCCCAUAUGUCUGCCGUUGGAUGGCAAUCACCAUCUCAGCAGGCGUUGCCCUCCCCUGGACCCGGCGACAACAACUACGUGUACCCGGAACCCCAGUACACGAACCCGCAACACGGCAUGUACUACCAGCAGACCAACAUUCGUCGCCCCAACAGCACUGAGCCGGACCAUUACAAUGCCAAUCAAGGCCAGCAAAUGUGGGCUCCGGCAGUGUAG
Molecule: messenger RNA, 1362 nt
Organism: Periconia digitata
Lineage: Eukaryota; Fungi; Ascomycota; Dothideomycetes; Pleosporales; Periconiaceae
Source: the annotation of a GenBank genome assembly